This is a messenger RNA of Cladophialophora immunda, 1803 nucleotides long. RefSeq lists its product as uncharacterized. The transcript has 2 exons. The coding region runs from base 1 to 1803 and encodes 600 amino acids. The record is from RefSeq and is a predicted model, not a curated record. NCBI's taxonomy places the organism in Eukaryota, Fungi, Ascomycota, Eurotiomycetes, Chaetothyriales, Herpotrichiellaceae.
AUGUUGGCACUCAAGUCCAUGAGGCUGCCUUAUUCUAUCGCGGACCCCUGGCACGCGACAAAAGCAAAAGUCCAACUCCCGUCAGAGGUCAUAGAUUUAAUCGCUGAGCUGCUCUAUGAGAGUAGUUGCCGGCAAUUGAGCUCGCUUUUACCCUUUUCUCUCGUUGCACGCCACUUUCGAAAAUCGGCAUUGCCCUUCCUGUUCGGAACCGUGUCCCACGUUGUCCGUGAUCGACUGGACCAACGGAAACACGAGCUUCUUCGUUGCCUCCUCGAUGAUCACCAUCUCCUUGGCUAUGUCCACACACUGCAUGUACAACGCCCGCUGGAAAUACCAGAUUUUAAAUCUCCGGACAACGCGGCCUCUGCAGAUAGUCGCGAGCAUUAUUACUCUGACCUUGGCGAAAUUCGUGACAGUCUGCCGUUCAUGCAUCGGCUUCACCGUAUCAGACUGGACUGCUCUGCGGCUGCAGCAUACGAGGUGAUAAAAAUGCUUCCGCAUGAUCAGCGAUAUGAAGUUAUCAUUGACCAUCUCUACACAUCUUCGCCCUGGCCAGACCUGAUUCAAGCCACCACUGCUAUGGUUUCUCUUGCUCAGCGCCAUCAGCUCGCCCUGGGCGCGUUCGGUGCACCUCCCUUCAAAUACCCUGAGCCCGAUCAAUCCACCUACGAUGCGAUAGCAAAAGCCACUGCUGUAGAUCUACACAUAGACUGGCUGCUGCGACACUCGAGUGCAGAUGAGUCGGAGACGCCACAUAUAAAGGAGGGCCCCUCAUGGACCGAGCUACGAUUGAAUAUCACACGAGCCUUCACCUUCCCUCCCCGGUCGCCAGAAAGUUUGAUUUCAUCCGUGAUUCCGUGGGCGAAUCUUCAGAGACUCUCCAUUGAAUGGGGUUUAACUGUGCCCAUCAACGAUUUCAUGUAUCUGAGUGCUCCUCGGCUCCUCCAUCUCCAGGCCUUGCGCAUCCGUGCGAAUCACCCACGGGACUAUCAUCCAGGAUGUAGCUAUGGAGAACCUCCCGUCUUAUUGUUUGAAGAUGAUCUGCGUAACGCUUUCGCAAUCGACUUCACACAGAUGUCAGAGUUGCGAGAGCUGGAAGUCGAUGGGAUAUGCAACCACAUCCCCAUAACAGAUCUUGUGGGCCCCAAGCUUCGCCGCCUCCGGCUGCAUUGUGAGGAUUCUUGGUCGUCGGUCUACAGCAAGCAGAGCCAGCGUAGCUCCACUGACAUUAUGACGGCGGCGAAACUGGCACCCAAACUUGAGCGGCUGGAGUUGGACAUAGGCUAUAUCGAGCAUUUGUGGCACCCUACAGCAAUCCCCGGGGUGGAUGUGCAUGUGGAACAAUAUGCUUUUCUGAACGCACUCGCCAAGUUCCAGCACUUGCGAUUCCUCCGCCUAUUCCCACCCUUCAUAGCCAGCUCCAGCCUGCGCACCGAGGGGAGGGUGCAACAUUGCGUUCCGGUCUCCGACACUCAGGCGGUCCGCAUCUUCGAUCAAUUGCGCGGAGAGUGCCACUCCUUACAACUGCUAUCCAUCGCUGCAGCCCCAUCCUUUGUCGACAUUGACACCAUGUAUUGGCAGGUCACACAACAAGGCGAUCAGACCGUCCUGACGACCGGCCACAGGUCGCGAAAUUACAAACACUGCCAAACCUGGGUUGGACACCGGCGGAUGCGGAGCGAAAUCAAGCGAUUCAACACGCCGCAGAUAUACCUACCAGAUUCUGAUGGCUGGAUGCUUACGAGAAACGAUCUUCAUGAUGUCCGUCAGGCUCCUCCUGGGGUGAGGUGGUGGGGUGAUUAA